Mastomys coucha (southern multimammate mouse) is the source of this 3693-nucleotide messenger RNA. RefSeq names its product leucine rich repeat containing 53 (gene Lrrc53). Gene Ontology annotation, molecular function: protein binding. Gene Ontology annotation, cellular component: plasma membrane. The record is from RefSeq and is a predicted model, not a curated record. Lineage: Eukaryota; Metazoa; Chordata; Mammalia; Rodentia; Muridae.
AUGAACCCAGCACAGAUUAAUUGGUUCUUUACCGAGUCCCAUCAUACUGAAAUCAAAGUGCCUGACAUAGGCGGAUGGCUCUUACCGCUUGCCUUCAUAUUGCAAGUGACAGCAGCCUGCCUUGCAUCCUCUGUGGUAUGCACCCAAGAUGUAACCCUGUGUCACCAGCUAACGUACAUAGUAGCAGCUCCUGAGACGACCAGGGCUCUAAACCUUACGGAUGGAGACCUCUCUUCAGUAGAGCAUACCGAUCUGACUCUUCUGGUUAACCUGGCCCUGCUCUCUCUGAGCCGAAAUGCUAUCUGUGGAAUUCAGGAAGGCUUCCUGCACCACCUCACCAAACUUCGGACCUUGUCUCUGGGCCACAACCACAUCCCCAGUUCUUCUCUGUCGGGCCACACCUUCAGCAAGCUGCGAAGCCUACAGGUCUUGGUGCUGAGCCAUAAUCCCCUCCACAGCCUGAGAGCAGCCUGAUUCAGGAACACCAAGGCCCUGAGCCGACUCUUGCUGGAUGGAAAUCAGAUCACCAGUCUCAUGCGGGGUUCUUUUAAAGGUGCGAACCUCCACAGACUCAGACAUCUGGACUUAUCUAACAAUUAUAUUUCCUUCAUUGAGAAGGAUGUCUUCCAGCCCGUACCCCAACUGCAGGAAGAGGAUCUUUCUAGAAACAGGUUGGCUCGCAUGCCAGAUGUCUUUACCCGGCUAAAGCAGCUGAGCCUCCUGAGCUUGGAGGGGAACCACUGGAGCUGCACCUGUGACCUUUACCCGCUAGCCCGCUUUUAAAGAAACUUCGCGAAGUCUAUGGCUCUCACACUUCACAAUAAAAAGGACCUAAACCGUGAGGUGCUCUCCCCGACUGUGGCCACUGCAAAGAGCAUGCUGAAGCUGUCUGAGACCAACUGUGAUUCCAAGGGUCAUAAUGUCACCCUGACUCUAAAGGACAGGCGUCCCCUCCUCCCAGGGCAGGAUGUGGCUCUCAUCACUGUGCUUGGCUUUGCAGGAGCCAUUGGUCUUACAUGUGCAGGGUUAAUCAUAUUUAACUGGAAACUCCAACAAGGCAGAGCAAAUGAACGCACAUCCAAAAACCGUUGUUGCAGAACUCUCAAUGAAUCCCUGUGUGCUCAUGAAGCAAGAAAUGGCCAUGCUGUGGGGUACUGUAACUGCCACUUAACUCGAGAAAAUGAGACAGAGGUCAUGUCCGAUGUGGGCUCCAGAAAGGAAACACCACUUAGACAGGAAAACAGUCAUCAAGCAAUGCUGGCCUCCAAGUCCACAGCUCUGGAUGUAUCAUUCAGAAAGCUGAAAGGGAGAGACCAUGGGGCACACAGUGCUCGCUCUUGCCUGGGCGAUGAACUGCUACAGGCAGGAUGCUUGGGGCCUCCUGGGAAAAAGGAAGCUCUUUAUGAUGCAGACUUAGUGACAAGAUGUAGUCCAAAGACAGCUGAAAAGCCAAACAACCAGAAACAUGGAGAAGUCCAGUCUCAAAUCCUGCCACAGCAUGGAACUAGAGCAAUAGAUAUGAACAGUGACACAUUUAGAAGCAGAUAUGAGACGUCCGCCUCAACCUUGGCAAGAGUGAGUCUUGUGAAGCAUUUAACAAAUGAAUCAUGGCAGUCUCCAAUAGGGAAAGGAGACAACGCUGCACAGAGACUCUUCAUCACCACUUCAUCCUCUGAGCGACGGGCGCCAGGGGAAUGUGUUGACGGCAGGAUUGCCCACAGACAUAGAAUGGGAUAUGACCAUCAUCAGGACCUUCUAAAGUGGAGCAAGCCUACAAAUUCUCAUCCCAACACUUCCUUUGCCUGCAAAUAUGUGCCCUGGGAUGCAUUUCAAGAUUUUGUGAGAGAGAAGAAACCGGAUAGAAGACAGCAUACAGAGUCUGAGAAGCAUCAAAUUCAAAUUAACAGAGCAAUAGAAAAAUUCCUCAGGAGUCAGGGCAACAAAGACAAACCAAGGUCCUCAGCAAAAAUCAAGAAGGCAUAUUCUACAAAGAGAGUUAGAUUCCAGGACCCUGACUUAGUCAGGGCAAAAGGGCUGGUGGUGUCAGCAGAAACACCAGUCUCCUGGAGACAGCGAGAUAAGGAAAGCCAACACCCGACUUCCUUGGAUCUCAAAAACUGUACCAGCCUGGAGGAGGUCAAGGAAGCAAGGGGAAAUCUUCUGGAGCAACAAGCUCCGAAAAAGAAGAGACUCAAGCCCUCCCAUCUGAGGGAGAAAGUGAAGGGACAGAAUUUAAGGAGAAAGGUAGAUCUGCACCCCUUUAGAGAAACUAGGGUCUACCCAGAGGAAACUACAUCAGAACCCACCAAGCGACAUAAACAAACAAGGUUACCUCCCCAGAGACCAGCCAGAACUUCUGAGAGAAGAUUCAAAGCAAAACCUGUGUCUUUUGUCAGUUCUCAGUUGCCAGAGAGGAGCAUCCACGCUAAGCUCACUUGCUCAAAGGUGCCACUGGAACACGCCCUAGAUCAGAACCCUUAUCAGGAAAGAAAUGGCACCUUCAGAGCUGACAACGUGUCUGUAGACAACAGGGGCUCUGAGCAGGGCAGCUGCUGCCCAAUGGGCCACGAUCCUAAUGGGAGCUUAUUAAUGGUGCCUCAGCCCUCAGUCAGGGUUGCUGAGCACCACCGCUCACAUCCUCUUCUCUCAACUGAGCAAAUGGAAAACGUCACUCGUCCACAAGGGGAAGUUCUUGGCCCCUUCACAGCCUGCUUGGGAAAUGGAGAGAAUAGUGUUUUACGAUCUCAGCACUCCAGGGGGGUUAUUGACCAUGCGGUAAUGGUGUCCACUCAACACACGGAACAGGACAAAUUGAAGAUCAAUGAGUUAAACCAGUUUAUUUUGUCCCUUGGUGACAAGGUGAUUGACACCUUCAGUGAAGAUCACAUUUUGGAUGAGAAUCAAGCUUUACAACAGAAAGAGGAAACGUCAAGCCAUGAACAGCACGGAAGUGUGGAAAAACCACUAAUGAAUACCAUCAACAUAUCCCAGGGAAGAGUAGAAAAUUGUAUUAUGGAUGGGAAAGAGAUUGAUGUAGGAAACAAGAUUUCUCACAUAGAGGAUCUUGUACCCUCUCCCACUAUACAACCGUACAAUAACCUGCCAUCCAUGGUGCCACACUGUCUCCCACACCAGCACAACUGCAGUGGGAGAGGAACGGACACCAACACCCUAUCGCAAGGAGAUAAUGGUGGCGAACCACCAUGGAUGCAGGCAGGUGCGGGAGAGCAGAGACAAACACUCCAGGAGAGGGAUGCAAAUUUUCAUGCAGCAAGUUGGACAACACAAAUGGGCCCCACAGAAGAAAGGCAGCAGACACUGGAAGGUUCAGGGAAGGAGAAAGUUGUGUUGUGCUACCCCAGCUCUGACAAGGAGAGCAUUUCCAUUAAAGACUUGAGAAAAGUCAAAACCAGCAAGCCACAGGAUGAGAUAGAUCUUCAAACUCACAAUCGUGGGCCUCAUUGCAGAUACCCCGGAGAUAACCAACCAGAUAGAGAUGACAGGGGAUACAGGGAAGCUGCAGGGUCAGGGGGGAAACCAGGAGCUCCUUAUCUCUCACAAGAGUUAAAUGUCAUUUAUUCUGAGGCAGAAAACAAGCAAAACACAGAGCAGAUUGAAUGGCAAGAAGAAGAAGUUACUCAAGCUUCAUCCUGUGGGAAGGUUCAUUUUCCUCUGAAAGUUCUACGGACAUAG